Sphaeramia orbicularis (orbiculate cardinalfish) is the source of this 3368-nucleotide messenger RNA. RefSeq names its product KH domain-containing, RNA-binding, signal transduction-associated protein 1-like. NCBI's taxonomy places the organism in Eukaryota, Metazoa, Chordata, Actinopteri, Kurtiformes, Apogonidae. The record is from RefSeq and is a predicted model, not a curated record. The transcript has 10 exons. Gene Ontology annotation, cellular component: nucleus. Bases 195 to 1385 code for a protein of 396 amino acids. Gene Ontology annotation, molecular function: mRNA binding; poly(A) binding. Gene Ontology annotation, biological process: regulation of alternative mRNA splicing, via spliceosome.
CUCUCGUCGCGCUCAAAAGAAGCUACGCCAUCUCUCCUUUGUCUGUCCAGAGCCGUUACGACUCAUACCGGCGUCAAAACCAAACUGCUUUAUUUAACUCUUCUGUUGUUACAUUUCUACAACGUCUUAGUUUUGCUGUAACGCUAACGAACCUAGCAAGGUUUGGUUCCGUAAUUAGGUCGUGUUCUUGCAUUAUGAGCCAGGCGAAUGGUGAUAAGAACAACUCUGAGUCCGCCAUAGAGUCAAGCCUACAGAAGAAAAACAAAAUGGAAGACACCAAGUACCUCCCGGAGCUCCUGGCCGAGAAAGACAGCCUGGAUUCGUCUUUCACACAUGCAAUGAAGCUCAUUUCUGCAGAGAUUGAAAGGAUCCAGAAGGGCGAAACCAAGAAAGAACCGGAGAAAGAAACCUAUCUGGACUUAUUUGCCACCAAGAAUCUGAAACUUAAAGAACGAGUGCUCAUCCCUACCAAGCAGUACCCCAGGGUCAACUUUGUUGGUAAACUCCUAGGACCUCAGGGCAGCACAAUCAAAAGACUCCAAGAAGAGACUGGAGCAAAGAUUUCAGUUCUGGGUAAAGGCUCCAUGAGAGACAAGAAUAAGGAGGAAGAACUGAGAAAGGGUGGUGAGGCUAAAUAUGCCCACCUUGCCAUGGAGCUGCAUGUGUUCAUUGAGGUAACAGCACCCAUACCAGAAGCCUACCUGCGUAUGGCCCAUGCUAUGGAGGAGGUCAAGAAGUUUCUUAUCCCGGAACCUGGUGAGCAGGAUCCAUACAUGGAUCCUCAUUUCCUGAAUGGAGCCCAGGAUGGUUCAGUCAGGGGGCGUGGUGGUCACAUGGGAAGAGGCAGAGGCGGACCUCCUGGACCAAGGGGGCGUGGAAUGCCACGUGGGGGCCCUCGUGGAGCAAUGCGUGGAGGAGGUCCAAGAGGUGGACUAGGACGGGGCUCUGCUCCCAGAGGUGCACCAUCUGGCAGGGGUGGACUGCCUUCUGCUCCUAACAGAGGAGGCUCUAAUCCCCGCUCCAGACCUCCCACAGCAGGGGCACCAAGAAUGCUCCCUUCUGGAGCACUUUCCCACCAGCAGCACCAGGGUCCACCCACUGGAGCAUCACAGGGCAAAGCUGAAGGCUAUGAAGAAUAUCCUCCAUAUGACGAGUCCUACGGCGAUCCUUCCUAUGAAGGAUAUGAUUAUUAUAGCCAACAAUCUGCACCUGGGGACACUGAAUAUUACGAUUAUGCACAUGGUGAAGCCCAGGAAUCUUCAUACGACUCUUAUGCUCAAGAUGACUGGGACAACUCAUGGUCCAACUCUGGAGGUGGAGGCAAAGCCCCCCCAAACAGACAGACGAAGGGGUCGUAUAGAGAGCAUCCGUAUGGAAGAUACUGAACGCCUAAUGGUAGAGAGUUGCCAUGGCAGCUGUCUGCGAUUGUUACUCACUUAACUUUUCAAAAGUAAUUUCCCUCUCGUUUGGUCCUUUUUUAUCGUUUAUUUUAUUUUGUUUUUUAAACACGGUAGAAACAUUUGGUUGGAUGUAUCAUAGAGUGCUAGAUGACAAACAAACACAGUUUUCAUUGUUUAUCUGUUUCCAUUUAAUGUUUGUUUUUGAGUUGCGUUGUUGGCAGUUAAAGUCCUUGUGACAAAAAAUAACCAAGGAACAAGAAUGACAUUUUAGUGAAACUUGAUGGUUAUAUUCAGUUAAUUGUGCGUUAACAAAAUGUGAUUGUGGCGAUUUAAUUCUUCUCACAUAGGCUGCAUUUUAAAGUCCUUCAUGUCUGGACAAAAAUUACUCAUAAUGCCUCAAUGUAACUAUAACUAGAAUAGAUGUAGUUGCAAACUCAAAUACAAUGCUGAGCCAUUUUGAUUAAAAACAAAAGUAUGUCUUAUCCUUGUUUAUACGACAAAACAAAUCUAGUCUUGUGUGAAGUUAUUGAAUCUCCAAAAAUUCAAGUGAUACCCAUUUGACAGAAAAUGCAUCUAUUUUUGCCACUAUCAUAAUUGGUAUAUUUUGGACUGUCAUACAUGCAAAAUCAUCGCUGAUGAUCGAUUUUUAAUUCUUGUAAAGCUUGAAGGAUUAACAAUCCUAGUUUGCAUAAAGAAAGGCUGCAGCCAACUCAAUAUUUUGUAUAUAACCUUAGGACAACUGUGUAUGCUUUAAGCCCUGCCGUCUCCAAAAUGCAUAAUGCUUGUGUACUUUUGGCUAAAUAGGAUACUAAAUAUAUCCAAAAUGUUUUUCUGAAGUGCGUUGUUUCAAUAAAGUUUCUAGUUUCUUUUUAAUCCAUCUAAACAUGGUAUUUUGCCUUUGUUGUACCAAAGGAAUGCCUUCAUUUGUGAAGUGUUCAUCAGUGGUUCUCCCCAAUGCUGAAUAAGCUGUAUGUAUAUACGUCAGCCUGAUCAAAAACAAAAUCAACAAAAACACUAAAGCAGUGUUUUGACAAUGAACUCAUCCUCUUCGUCUGUUUUCAAAACUUAUCUAAAGGACACUUGUAUUGUUACCUUACAAAAAUAAAGCUUAUCAUUUCUUGAGGAAAUGUGCUGCCAAAUACAUGUUUGAUUUGAAUGAUAUAGUGCUUGAACAUGUAUUGUCAUUAACCCUAGUCAGUAUAUCUCUUUAAGCUCUCAAGAGAGCAGUGUUAUCUUCAGCCACUUGAUAUAACUGAAUCUCAACAGUAUUUCAAAUCAAGCUUACAGGGACCUUACUUGACUUUGAUGCAAAGUCAUGCUGGCUGGUUUUUAUAAAAGAAAAAAAUCGCAGAGGAGAGGAUUCUAAAAGCCUAAAGAUCGCCACAAGAAGGUAAAACUAACCCUAACACUCAUUUGUUAGAUUUUUGUUUUGUUUUCUGUGGAAAAACAUCAAGUAAUGCAAGUCAUCCAAAACAUAUCAAAACAUUUAAGUACCAAAUAUGUUACCAGUAGUUAUUCCGAGCAAAAUAAGCCGUACAAAACAAUCAGAAAUGGUUGUGAUGCAACUCUUGCUCAAUAAAACCAAUAAUGGUCCAUUCAUUUCACUCAAUACUUAACAAUUUCCAUCUUGAUAAUUUCUGUAGAAUGUAGAUUCCUGAAAACUAGUAAUUUCACUUGAAGCGUUAAAACAUCCCAUUGAUGGACAAAAUCCUUUCAGCUUGAGUUGCAUGAAAUUUUUAUAGUAUAAAGUUAAAUUUUGCAUGUGUUUUUCAGUGAAUGCCUGCAAGCCCUGAUGUGUCAUAAGACUCACUUAAGUUUCUCUUUCUAGGUUAUAAAGGAAAUGUGUAGGGGCAGUUGAGACAAUGAACUCCAGCUUACCAGGCCUUGCAUGGUCUUACAUUUUUGUUCCUGGAAACACUAUUUUCAUCCCUCAGGGAUUCAUUUUAUCAAUUAAAAAAAAAAAAGAAA